This is a messenger RNA of Drosophila montana, 3091 nucleotides long. It is a transcript of the gene AlaRS, whose product is annotated as alanine--tRNA ligase, cytoplasmic. The transcript is spliced from 2 exons. Gene Ontology annotation, biological process: alanyl-tRNA aminoacylation. Gene Ontology annotation, cellular component: cytoplasm; mitochondrion. Gene Ontology annotation, molecular function: alanine-tRNA ligase activity; aminoacyl-tRNA deacylase activity; nucleic acid binding. The coding region runs from base 3 to 2906 and encodes 967 amino acids. NCBI's taxonomy places the organism in Eukaryota, Metazoa, Arthropoda, Insecta, Diptera, Drosophilidae. The record is from RefSeq and is a predicted model, not a curated record.
UCAUGAAGUUCCUGACCGCUAAGGAGGUGCGCGAUACCUACCUGAACUUCUUCAAGGAAAAGCAGCACAUCUAUGUGCACUCCUCCAGCACGAUACCGUUGGAUGAUCCCACGCUGCUGUUUGCCAACGCCGGCAUGAAUCAAUUCAAGCCCAUUUUCCUAGGCACAGCCGAUCCCAACAGUGAGAUGUCCAAAUGGGUGCGCGUAGCGAACACGCAGAAGUGCAUUCGGGCUGGCGGCAAGCACAACGAUUUGGACGAUGUGGGCAAGGAUGUUUACCAUCACACGUUCUUUGAAAUGUUGGGCAAUUGGUCAUUUGGCGACUACUUCAAGAAAGAGAUUUGCACCUGGGCUUGGGAAUUCCUUACGGAUCGUUUGAAUUUGCCCAAGGAUCGCUUGUAUGUAACCUAUUUUGGCGGCGAUGCUGCCAGUGGCCUGGAGCCGGAUCUGGAAUGCAAGCAAAUGUGGUUGGAUUUGGGCUUGAAGCCGGAGCACAUAUUACCCGGCAGCAUGAAGGAUAAUUUCUGGGAAAUGGGCGAGACGGGCCCGUGUGGUCCAUGCUCUGAGCUGCAUUUCGAUCGCAUUGGCGGACGCAGCGUGCCUGAGCUAGUCAACCAGGAUGAUCCCGAUGUACUAGAGAUUUGGAAUCUGGUGUUUAUACAGUAUAAUCGCGAAUCCGAUGGCAGCCUCAAGCAGCUGCCCAAAAAGCACAUCGAUUGCGGCAUGGGCUUCGAGCGCUUGGUUUCGGUCAUACAAAAUAAACGCUCCAACUAUGAUACGGAUUUGUUUAUGCCGCUCUUUGAUGCCAUCCAGGCAGGCACUGGUGCACCGGCUUACCAAGGACGCGUUGGCGCCGAUGAUGUCGAUGGCAUCGAUAUGGCCUAUCGUGUCCUGGCCGAUCAUGCUCGUACCAUAACCAUAGCCUUGGCCGAUGGCGGUAAUCCCGACAAUACGGGCCGCGGCUAUGUUCUGCGCCGCAUCCUUCGUCGCGCAGUGCGCUAUGCCACGGAGAAGCUAAAUGCCAAGCCUGGCUUCUUUGCCACUCUGGUGAACACAGUCGUCGAAUUGCUGGGCGAUGCUUUUCCCGAGGUCAAAAAGGAUCCACAGCAAAUUAUGGACAUCAUUAACGAGGAGGAGCUGCAGUUCCUAAAGACGCUAACACGUGGUCGCAAUUUGCUUAAUCGCACAAUUGAGAAGCUGGGCGCCAAUCAGACCACCAUACCCGGCGAUGUGGCUUGGCGUUUAUAUGAUACAUAUGGCUUUCCUGUGGAUCUCACCCAGCUGAUGGCCGAGGAAAAGUCGCUGCAGAUUGAUAUGGCUGGCUACGAUGCGGCCAAACAUAACUCGUAUAUACUCUCCCAGGGCAAAGGCGCUAGCAAAAUCGAAGAGAUCAAUCUAGACGUGCAUGCCAUAUCGCAGCUGCAGGAUCAAGGUGUGCCGCCCACAAAUGAUUCCUUCAAAUACAAAUACGAGGCUGUUUCCAACGAGCGCGACUCCGCCUACAAUUACAGCGAGUGUACCAGCAAAAUUGUCGCGUUGCGGUAUGAGAAUAAAUUUGUCCAGGAGAUCAGCAGCGGCCAGAAGGCCGGCAUUGUGCUGGAUAAGACGAACUUCUAUGCGGAAAGCGGUGGCCAGAUCUAUGAUCAGGGUGCGCUAGUCAAGCUGAACGACGAGGCAAAUGAAUUUCUGGUGGAUCGCGUUUACAACCGUGGUGGCUACAUACUCCACAUUGGCGUAGUCGAAGGCACUCUAGCAGUUGGCGAUGAAGUGCAGCUGCAUAUCGAUGCCGAGCGUCGUUGGCUAACCAUGAAGAAUCAUUCGGCUACGCAUGCCCUGAAUCAUUGUCUGCUGCAGGUGCUGGGCAAGGAUACGGAACAGAAGGGCUCACUGGUGGUGCCAGAGAAACUUCGUUUCGAUUUCAACAGCAAGGCGGCCAUGACCAUCGAACAGGUUGCCAAAACGGAGCAACUGACUCGCGAUAUGGUGUACAAAAAUAUGCCCAUCUAUGCCAAGGAGUCGCAGUUGGCAUUGGCCAAGCGUAUACGCGGCCUGCGCUCGGUCUUCGAUGAGGUCUAUCCGGAUCCGGUGCGUGUCAUCUCGUUUGGCGUGCCUGUCGAUCAGCUCGAAUCGCAGCCUGAUGCCGAGGCGGGUGAGCAGACUUCUGUGGAAUUCUGUGGCGGCACACAUCUGAGAAACUCUGGCCACAUCAUGGACUUUGUCAUCAGCAGCGAAGAGGCCAUAGCCAAGGGAAUUCGCCGUAUUGUGGCUCUGACGGGCCCUGAGGCUCUGAAAGCUCUCAAGAAAUCCGAAGCAUUUCAGCAGGAAAUCAGCAAGCUGCAGGCGACCAUUGAAGCUGACAAGACUGGCAAGGAUUCCAAGCUGUAUGUGAAGCAAAUUGUCGAACUAACCGAACAAAUCUCGCAUGCAACCAUACCCUAUGUGAAGAAGGACGAGAUGCGCAAUCUGCUCAAGUCGCUGAAGAAGACGCUCGAUGAUAAGGAGCGUGCGCUGCGUGCCGCCGUCUCGGUUACGGUUGUGGAGCGCGCCAAGGCCUUGUGUGAGGCCAAUCCGCAGGCAAAUGUUUUGGUCCAGCAACUGGAGGCUUAUAACAAUACCAAGGCGCUGGACGCUGCCCUGAAGCAGGUGCGCUCUCAAUUGCCUGACGCUGCGGCCAUGUUCGUUUCCGUCGAUGCCGACUCCAAGAAGAUCUUUUGCCUGUGCUCGGUGCCCAAAAGCGCCGUUGAGAAGGGUCUGAAGGCCAACGAGUGGGUGCAGCAUGUCUCACCCGUCUUGGGCGGCAAAGGUGGCGGCAAACCCGAGUCUGCUCAGGCCUCCGGCAGCAACUUCGAGCGCGUCGAUGAGAUUGUGCAAUUGGCCAGUAAAUUUGCCCAGACAAAGCUGAACUAAAUCGCAUUCAAUACAACAUUUGCAUACUCAACAAACUAUUCAUAUUACACAAAAAAAAUAUAUUGUAGACUGUUGCGAACAGUCAAAUAUGCUGCAUUUCAAGUGAACUUUUGCUUAUUUAUAUAAAUAAUAUUAAACAUUUUAUAAAUUUUCUAAUUAUUGGCGAAAAAAAUGUUGUUUGAGAA